Molecule: messenger RNA, 906 nt
Organism: Fraxinus pennsylvanica
Lineage: Eukaryota; Viridiplantae; Streptophyta; Magnoliopsida; Lamiales; Oleaceae
Source: the annotation of a GenBank genome assembly
AUGGAAACGAUCAUAGCCCUGUGGAACAGCUAUGGCCAGCUGGUGAACAGCUUCUACGAGCUCGAGCCACGGUUUGUGGACUACUGGAACCGUGAGUCUAAACCCAAAGUAUUCCGUGUCGGACCCUUGUGCUUGAACCUAUCACCUGAAACAGAACCCAAUUUGCACAAGGAAUAUUGUAGAUGUAUUCAUUGGCUUGAUCAAAAACUAAGGCAGGGAAGGCCAGUUCUCUACAUCGCGUUUGGAUCUCAAGCAGAAAUAUCGCCAGAACAAUUAUCAGAAAUCGCUGGUGGCCUGGAAGAAUCGGAAGUGAGUUUCUUGUGGGUGGGAUUUCUGAGUCACUGCGGCUGGAACUCAGUGUUGGAGAGCAUAUGUGCAGAAGUUCCCAUACUGGCAUGGCCAAUGAUGACGGAGCAACAUCUAAAUGCAAGAAUGGUAGUGGAAGAGAUUAAAAUCGGGUUACGGGUUGUGACAAUAAAUGGGUCGGGUAACGGAUUUGUCCGGUCCAAGAACUUGAAGAAUAAGGUGAAAGAGCUUAUGGAAGGAGAAAAGAGGAAUGAAUUGAGGAAGAAUUUGAAGGAGUUGGCCGAGAUGGCAAGGAACUCCAUGAAGGAGGGCGGCUCGUCAUGGCUUGCACUAAACCAACUCAUUAAAGAAAUUUAUUUGCAACAAGACCCUCGAAAACUUACUAAUGCGCAUGAUGGUUGUCUUUCUGCGAAACGGGCAAAACUAAGAGCUCCGGUCCCAUCUAUUCUGAUGGAAGUUCGGGCAGAGAAAGCCCUUGAAGCUAUUUAUGUGUGUUGCUUCGGGAUAGAUCCAUUGGAAGAAGAAGAUGAUGAAAGACUACUAUCUAUCAUGCUCAAUGCCGUCUUCCCCACAGUUGGGUGGCCACGGAUAGAAAAAUAA